AUGUCAAUCGACGAACUUAGAGCAUUUCAGCACUACCGAGAGAAGACAAUGGUGCAAUUGCUGUUCCGAAAAGACGAUGAUUUCUGGGACGGCGCAUUACUUCGAAUGAGUCACGAAGAUCGCUUUCUAGAGUGCUUCGUUAUUGCGCUGAGCAGUCUUGACGAGGCAUAUCGGUUGCGCACUAGCAUCAAUCAGCAUGACCUCGCCUUGCAGAAGUAUACCUUCAGCCUCGACCGGUACCAGAAGGGAAUUGAAGGCCUCCGAGAUCUUAUGAAGGAAGGACAGGAGACCGAGCUCAUCCUAUCUGCUUGUCUCGUUUGUAUCUGUGUGGAGCUCUGGCAUGGCGAUAACAUGAACGCCGUCGCACACGCGAUGAAUGGCUACCAGUUGGCUAUUUCGGCAACUGCCAAAAAGCCGAAGGGUACCGGAGGUGCUCUUCUCACGUUGCUCACAUCUAUGCUGCAUCGCCUCUGCAUAACGCUUGGCAUUGAAGGAUUUGGAACCAGUGCUAUCGAGGCAUCGAAAGACCGGUUCGAAGACCGCAGCUUCGCCUUAUUCAAACCAGAGAACUUUCUUGAUUGUCAGCGACAGUUUCAUAUGCUGCUAGAGCGGUAUGUCGCCAUGACGGCCGGAGAGACGUGCGACACUCCUGGAGCAGUAGCGCUAAGAGCGUGGCUAGAAUGCUGGUACGAAAACAGUGUGCAAGUAUUCGGUGAGCAGCUAAAGACAGACAUGCAUGCUCGCAUGUUAGCUAUGCAAUAUCAUCUGGUAUACGCCAUGGCAGAAGCUGUCUCCGCUCGCGACGAAACCCUCUACGACAAGUAUUGUGACAACUUCGAGCAGUGCGUCAAUUUCCUCGAACCAUACGUACAAGCCAGAUGGACAAGCCGAAGCACAGUCAAGUCAACCAGAACCUUGGAGCCCUCGAUCAUGAUAGUUCUCACCUUCGUCACAUUCAAAUGCAGAGAGCGGCAACUUCGGCGAAAGGCCCUGCGACUACUCUACCGGACCCGGCGUCUGGAAGGUCUAGCCCACAGCGCCAUCAUGGCAGCAUUCAUUGAGCAAGUUGUGGCAUUCGAAGAAGGCAGCGACACUGUCACGGGCUAUGCAGCUGCAGGAUUUCCACAAAACCUAAGGCGGAUUCGGCUGACGCAGUUCAGCUACGAUCCCGGAUGCCUCAGAAUUGGGUCACAGGGCGACACAGAUGACUACUGGCAGCAUGACCCGCCAACGAUCACGUACAACUACGAAGAGGUUUCCAGCCCAGGCGUCCUGCAUGCUGUGACGUUCCGGUUACGCCCACACUUCAGCGUGAGUGGGUUCGGAAUGAAGAGCUGCUUCUGGUACCCCAUGUCCCGUCCCGGCCACCUUCCUACCAUCAUGGACGAGGAGAUCCCCUUCGAGACCCGGGCCCUCGAGGGCCCACAUAUGGGCUACAACCCCUUCGGUGGGGUCUUCAACAAUGAUGUCGAGAACAUGUUAUACUUCCGCUUCUUUUCGCUGAGGCCGACCGGCUUGGUGAUACCGCGGUCUGCGGGGAGUUGGGCGUUUUGGUGA
Messenger RNA from Cyphellophora attinorum, 1557 nucleotides. RefSeq lists its product as uncharacterized. Bases 1 to 1557 code for a protein of 518 amino acids. The record is from RefSeq and is a predicted model, not a curated record. The transcript has 2 exons. Lineage: Eukaryota; Fungi; Ascomycota; Eurotiomycetes; Chaetothyriales; Cyphellophoraceae.